Messenger RNA from Arvicanthis niloticus (Nile rat), 1348 nucleotides. NCBI's taxonomy places the organism in Eukaryota, Metazoa, Chordata, Mammalia, Rodentia, Muridae. The record is from RefSeq and is a predicted model, not a curated record.
GGGGCGGCCAGCCAUGACCUUCGGGCGCGGCGGGGCGGCCUCGGUGGUGCUGAACGUGGGCGGCGCCCGGUACUCGCUGUCCCGGGAGCUGCUCAAGGACUUCCCGCUGCGCCGCGUGAGCCGGCUGCACGGCUGCCGCUCGGAGCGCGACGUGCUCGAGGUGUGCGACGACUACGACCGGGAGCGCAACGAGUACUUCUUCGACCGACACUCGGAGGCCUUCGGCUUCAUCCUGCUGUACGUGCGCGGCCAUGGGAAGCUGCGCUUCGCGCCGCGGAUGUGCGAGCUCUCCUUCUACAACGAGAUGAUCUACUGGGGCCUGGAGGGCGCGCACCUGGAGUACUGCUGCCAGCGCCGCCUAGACGACCGCAUGUCCGACACCCACACCUUCCACGCGGCAGACGAGCUGGGCCGCGAUCAGCCUCGUCCCGCCGGGCCCGAGGCGGCUCCCUCCCGGCGCUGGCUGGAGCGCAUGCGGCGGACCUUCGAGGAGCCCACGUCGUCGCUGGCCGCGCAGAUCCUGGCCAGCGUGUCCGUGGUGUUCGUGAUCGUGUCCAUGGUGGUGCUGUGCGCCAGCACGCUGCCCGACUGGCGCGCAGCGGCCGCCGACAAUCGCAGUCUGGAUGACCGGAGCAGGUACUCCGCCAGCCCUGGGAGGGAGCCCUCCGGGAUAAUUGAAGCUAUCUGCAUAGGCUGGUUCACCGCGGAGUGCAUCGUGCGGUUCAUCGUCUCCAAAAACAAGUGUGAGUUUGUCAAGAGACCCCUGAACAUCAUUGACUUACUGGCAAUCACACCCUAUUACAUCUCUGUGCUAAUGACAGUAUUUACAGGCGAGAACUCUCAACUCCAGAGGGCUGGGGUCACCUUGAGGGUCCUCCGGAUGAUGCGGAUCUUCUGGGUGAUUAAACUCGCCCGGCACUUCAUCGGUCUGCAGACACUGGGUUUGACUCUCAAGCGAUGCUACCGGGAGAUGGUUAUGUUACUUGUCUUCAUCUGUGUUGCCAUGGCAAUCUUUAGUGCACUCUCUCAGCUCCUUGAACAUGGGUUGGACCUGGAAACAUCCAACAAGGACUUCGCCAGCAUUCCCGCUGCCUGCUGGUGGGUGAUUAUCUCUAUGACUACAGUUGGCUAUGGAGAUAUGUAUCCUAUCACAGUGCCUGGAAGAAUUCUUGGAGGAGUUUGUGUUGUCAGUGGGAUUGUUCUGUUGGCAUUACCUAUCACUUUCAUCUACCAUAGCUUUGUGCAAUGCUACCACGAGCUCAAGUUUAGAUCAGCUAGAUAUAGUAGGAGCCUUUCAGCUGAGUUCCUGAAUUAAUGUGUUGCAAAUCAGUCCUUGUGCACACUUCAU